Symsagittifera roscoffensis is the source of this 2268-nucleotide messenger RNA. Its product is annotated as gamma-aminobutyric acid receptor subunit pi-like. Gene Ontology annotation, biological process: chloride transmembrane transport; nervous system process; chemical synaptic transmission. Bases 658 to 2211 code for a protein of 517 amino acids. NCBI's taxonomy places the organism in Eukaryota, Metazoa, Xenacoelomorpha, Acoela, Convolutidae. Gene Ontology annotation, molecular function: excitatory extracellular ligand-gated monoatomic ion channel activity; transmitter-gated monoatomic ion channel activity involved in regulation of postsynaptic membrane potential; transmembrane signaling receptor activity. Gene Ontology annotation, cellular component: plasma membrane; neuron projection; synapse. The transcript has 12 exons. The record is from RefSeq and is a predicted model, not a curated record.
UUAAUAAAUGGUAUAGUUUAUUCAUAGCAAAACCAAAGUGAUGAGUAAAAAUAUGAAACUGAUUUUUCAACUCUUCGAGUUAAAUCUAGAUGAAAAAAACAUAAUAGAACUCGUAACUGGAAUUAAAAUGAACUCCUCAUUCAUUUAACCAUGCAUUUUAUGUUUUACUCAAUUUAUUUAAAUAUUCAGUUUUUAGUGUUCGUUUAUUUAUUCCUUAAUACAUGAGCAAAAAAAAACCUAACAAUAAUUCAAAAAAAUUGGAAACCUAUUUCAGGAAAUUGAUCUUUGUUUGAUAUAUUGCAAUUGCGAUCGCACUGAUUUUUCCUAAAACUGGUCAACAAGUAAACAAGAAACCAGCCUAAAGCAACGAAGACACUUUUCUUAUAUAAUCGCGGUCGUAACCUGCUCAUUUGGAAAAUCAUUUAUUUGUUUACCACAGCUAUUUCCCCCUUUACCCUAUAACUGUUAUUGCUGUCCGAAAUUUUAUUAAUCUCUCAACUACCUUAGUACCUUCAUAUCACUGUUAUUUCAUAUAACUUAUUAUAGCUCAAUCUUAAUAAAUAAGUCAUAUCUCGAGGUUAAAUUGGAAUCUGAAGCCAUUUGGAACCAAAAAUCAAAUUGAAAUUAUCAGUCAAAGACUUUUUCAGCUCAGCCAUUAUGAAAUUUUCUUCAACUGUUUCCCUAUUUUUGUUCGGACUUUUGUUCGUUUUAUGCAUUUUUCCAUGUUUAUUCUUCUCGGUUGUUUCGGCUGAAAAAAACAAAAAUGCAGUUAGUUCGGCUGACCAAUCAGAAGCCGAGGAGGAAAGUGUUUCGAAAGUGAAGAACAGUGACGUCACUGAUCUCUUGAAUUUUCUCAUUUCAGACGAAGAAGACGAGUAUGGGGCCAUAAGGUACGACAAGACCCUGCGUCCCUUGUUCGGUGGGGAGGGGGUGCAAGUGGGCAUCACCAUGAAUCUGGACAGUCUGGGACCCAUUGAUGAAGUGAACAUGCACUUCAGAGUCGACAUCUCAUUCAGGCAGUUUUGGAGGGACAGUAGACUAGAUUUUGCACAGUACAAUGGGCCACAGUACACUCACAACUUGACACUCUCACACGAGUUUCUAGAAAGGAUUUGGGUUCCGGAUACCUACUUCCCAGACUCUUUGGACGCCUCGAAGCAGGAUGUCAUGGUGCCCAAUGUUCUCAUCAGACUAUCUCCCGAUGGAUCCAUACUCUACUCAUCAAGAGUAACGGUGAUCACGAAAUGUCCGAUGGAGUUGGCGGCCUUCCCCCUCGACACCCAGACGUGCAUCUUGAGACUAGAGUGCUACGGCUACACCGCGGAGGAACUCAGACUCUUCUGGAAGGACGGAAUAGACUCAGUUACAAUGAAGAGAAAAGGAAAAGACGGCAAAACGGUGAAAAACAGCAGUAUUCAUCUGGCCCAGUUCAAAAUGGAGAAGAUCGUUCUGACCAACCAGACUUUUUCUUUCUCUACAGGGUCGUUCAUCCAAUUGCAAGUCAAUUUCCACCUCAAACGAGAUUUGUUGUUCUUCAUUCUACAGAGCUAUGUUCCUUCUACAUUUAUUGUCAUGUGUUCAUGGGUUGCCUUCUGGAUCAACAGAGAGGGAAUACCGGGCAGAGCAUGUCUAUCAAUCACUACCGUGCUAAGUCUCAUCACUUUGAUUGGCUCCACCAACGCCGAACUCCCAAACGUGUCCACAAUCAAAGCACUCGACAUCUACUUUGGCAUCUGCUUCCUCUUUGUGUUUGGGGGUCUCUUUGAAUUCGCUACAGUUGUCUAUCUGGCCAUGUUGGAGAAACAGGAAAAGGCGGAGAUCAAAGCCAAACAGGACAAGGCUCAGGCGUACAUGGAUGGACUUCAGAGCAAGAGGGAGGCACAGUUGAUGAGUGAGAUCGCAGACUCAUUCUCCGUCAACAUUCCCCACAGAAUCAGCACCACCACCUCCCCCACACCGCUGGAACUGUCCUCACAGGCACUGUCUGUACUGGAAUCUGUUUCCAGGACGAGAAAAGACGAGUACAAAGCGAUGCGCUGUUCGAUGCCAAAAGCAAAACAGUUUCCUUCCACGAGGACAGUGACUGCGUCCAGGAUCGAACUCUGCUCCAGAUACGCAUUCCCAUCUCUAUUUCUGCUAUUCCAAUUAGUCUAUUGGGGCUAUUACGGUUUCCUCAGGGAAGUCAGUUCAGAACAGUCAGAACCCACGUGAAAACAAAGAAGAAUGUGAUGCUGAAACGUGAACAAAAUUAAUAGAUUUUUAAAUUUU